AUGGCGAUGAUGAUGACUGGCCGUGUGCUGCUGGUGUGUGCCCUCUGCGUGCUGUGGUGCGGUGCAGGCGGUGUUUAUGCGAGGGACCUCGACAACAGGGCACUGGGUGGCUGCAUGGCGUCGGGAGUGUUGGGUAUGAAUGCAUCGUAUGAGCCGAACGGAUGUAAUGAAUACAUGCCGACGCCGCCUUUGCGGUCAGCACUGCCUAUCCCUGCCAUACAAGCCGAAGAUGGGCAGGUAAGGGAUACUCCUUCAGGUCCUGGUUCUGGUGGUGGAGGCGGAGAUAAAGGUGCACGUGAUCCUGCUGGUGGUGGUGAUGGUCAUGCUGCUUCUGGUCCUGUUGCUGGUCCUACUGCUGAUCCUCCUGCCGGCGUUCUUGAUCCUACUGGUCCUGGUGGUAAUGAUGAUUCUUCCGGUGCCACGGGUCUUCCUGGUGCCGCGGUUUCUUCUGUUGGUCCUUCUUCUCUUCCUGGCCCUGCUAAUUCUAAUGCUGCUUCUGUUGGUCUUCCUGCUGGUUCUGAAAAUAGUAAUACGGGUUGCGGAGAGGUGUCGGAUUGCGGAAGUCAAGGAAAUUUGGAAAAGGCAACAGUGGAAAAAGAGGAUUUCACGGUAUCCAAAGCACAAAAACCUCCAGCGACGCAAAACACGAAAUCAAAAGACAAUGAGGAGAACCCAGCGGAAGCAUCAAGUACGGAAUCUGAGAAUACGGAACCCCAACAAGAAAUAAAAACGCCAGUGGAUGAGAGUGACAGUACGAGCACCGAUGCAUCCACAGCGGUUGCCGCACGGAGUACAUCAGCCGGCAGUCAAGAAGAAGCAACUGCGUCAUCUUCCAAUGGCAGUCAUUCUCCACUUCAGGGGGAAGUAUUCACUGGAACGGACACUCCCGAGAAUGCUCCAUCUCCGGCUGCCGCAGAAACAGAAAAACGCCAAGGAGAAAAUGUGACGACACCCGGCGACAGCGACAGCAGCCCCGCGGCUUCCCACACCACCUCCCCUCUUUUGCUUGUUGUUGUUGCGUGUGCGGCUGCUGCUGCGGUGGUGGCCGCGUGA
Molecule: messenger RNA, 1053 nt
Organism: Trypanosoma cruzi
Lineage: Eukaryota; Euglenozoa; Kinetoplastea; Trypanosomatida; Trypanosomatidae
Product: mucin-associated surface protein (MASP), putative
Exons: 1
Coding region: 1-1053 (350 amino acids)
Source: RefSeq, a predicted model, not a curated record